UUGUUUAGGUUGUUUUGGUAGGCCAUGGGCCGAGUCUUAUCAGUUCCUCAGCAUUAAAAUUUAAAAUGAUGGAAAAAUCAGAAGGAACUCUUAGCCCGUUUGUGUACUGGGCGCAAACUGACUCAGUUGCCACCCUGAAGGUCGAUCUCAAGAGCGUAAAGGACCCACAUUUGCGCAUCAAGGAGGAGACAGUUGAAUUUUCUGCUAACGGCGUCGGUGCCCAGGGCCUAAAACGCUAUUCUUUUGCUCUUCACUUGAGUGCAGCAAUUGACCCAGACAAAUGCUCUCUAAAGGUGACCGACAGGCAGGUCGAUUUGACUCUUUGUAAAACGAAGAAGGCCUGGUGGCCAAGACUCACCGCCAAGCCGCAGAAACCGGCAUGGCUGAAGAUAGACUUUGACAAAUGGAAGAGCGAGGAGGAUUUUGACGAGGAUGAAACGCGUGACAUUCGUAGAGACUUUCCCGAGAUUUACGACAAACUGCAAAAGGAGGAACUUGGAUAUAGGAGAGAGAGUGCAAAGAAGAUUUAUCUAGCAAUUUACAAUCUUCUGCAGUUCAUUGGCUUUUCCUACGUUUUAAUUGUCAUGUACAUCAGGCAUUACAAAAGUGGUGCAGAGUCCAUGGAAGGUACUUACGAAGCAGUCGGCCCAGCAAUGAAGUUCAUCCAGCUGAUGCAGUUUUUGGAGGUGUUGCAUCCAAUGUUUGGCUACACCAAAGGCAGCGCGCUCACACCAUUCUUGCAAGUGACAGGAAGAGCCAUAAUUCUGUUUGUCAUGAUAGAAGCGGAGCCUAGGAUGCAAACAAAACCUGUCGUCUUUUACCUCUUCCUCGUCUGGAGCAUGAUUGAAGUAGUCAGGUACCCAUACUAUAUCACCCAGCUGUACAACAUGGAAAAUUCCAUUCUCACAUGGUUGCGCUAUACUAUCUGGGUACCACUGUAUCCUCUGGGAUUUUUGUGCGAAGGAGUUGUAAUCAUUAGGGACAUCCCAUAUUACGAAGAGACCAACAGAUUCAGCAUUUCCAUGCCAAAUAAGUGGAAUUUCUCCUUCUACCUGCCGACAGUGAUGCGCAUUUACUUGCUAUUUCUGUGUGUGCCAAUGAUGUACUUCAUGAUGAGUCACAUGUACAGGACCAGGGUGAAGAAGCUGGGACCGAAGAGCUGGAUCCGAAAGUACAAUUAACCAACUUGUCUUUUGGAGGACCAUUAUACUCCAUCAAGUCCGGGCCAUAAUUUUGAUACUCUGGCUAUUUAAGCCUGUAAUUGUUUUUACGGUUAUUGAUUCCAUUGCUUUGUUGUUUUGCGGGUAUGUAGCUAUGAUGUGUCGUCUGUGGUAGUCAAUGCUUUGUGUGCAACAACCAAAAUAAGUGUUAUUUUAAACAGCACUAAAUGUCAAGUUUUCAAUUGGUGUACUUUUUGCCAAUUAAAAUAGUUAUCAUUUGUUUAACUACAACAAA
Cloeon dipterum is the source of this 1455-nucleotide messenger RNA. It is a transcript of the gene Hacd2, whose product is annotated as 3-hydroxyacyl-CoA dehydratase 2. NCBI's taxonomy places the organism in Eukaryota, Metazoa, Arthropoda, Insecta, Ephemeroptera, Baetidae. Bases 66 to 1181 code for a protein of 371 amino acids. The record is from RefSeq and is a predicted model, not a curated record. Gene Ontology annotation, biological process: sphingolipid biosynthetic process; fatty acid elongation; very long-chain fatty acid biosynthetic process. Gene Ontology annotation, cellular component: endoplasmic reticulum membrane. Gene Ontology annotation, molecular function: 3-hydroxyacyl-CoA dehydratase activity. The transcript has 9 exons.